This is a messenger RNA of Camellia sinensis, 1011 nucleotides long. RefSeq lists its product as uncharacterized. NCBI's taxonomy places the organism in Eukaryota, Viridiplantae, Streptophyta, Magnoliopsida, Ericales, Theaceae. The record is from RefSeq and is a predicted model, not a curated record.
AUGCGUCGCAAUUCUGUACACAAUAUGAUUCUUAAUGAGUCAGACUCUGAUGAUGAGUUAGAGAUAGUUACAGUACUCAAAAUGGAGGAAGAAUCAAGAUCACGUCGUGGUUCUAUACAACGUCGUCUAUUCAUUAGGCGUAAUACUUUAGAAGGCCACCAAAGGCUUUUUCUCGACUAUUUUGCUGAAUCACCAAUAUAUCCUCCCAAUGUAUUUCGAAGAAGGUUUCGAAUGAAUCGUUCUCUUUUUCUCCGUAUUCAUUCUACACUAAAAGCUCAUGAACCAUAUUUUGUUCAAAAAAGAAAUGGUGCUCGAGUCCUUGGUUUGUCCUCCUAUCAAAAGAUGACUGCUGCACUUAGAAUGCUCGCUUAUGGAGUAGCGGCUGAUUUUAUGGAUGAAUAUGUAAGGAUUGGAGAAAGCACUGCAAUGAAAAGUUUAAAAAAAUUUGUUAAAGCAGUGGUUACAAUUUUUUCUGAUGAGUAUUUGAGAUCACCAAACAAAAAUGACAUUGCUAGAUUGCUAACAAUUGGCCAAAGUCAUGGAUUCCCUGCUGAGGGGUGUACUCCUUCUGUCAAUUACUCAAUCAAUGGUAAUGAUUAUACAAUGGGAUACUAUCUAGCAGAUGGUAUAUACCCACAGUGGUCAACAUUUGUCAAAACAAUUCCAUCUCUACAAGGAAAUAAGAGAAAGCAUUUUGCUGCAGCUCAAGAGUCGGCAAGGAAAGAUGUAGAACGUGCUUUUGGAGUUCUUCAAGCACGAUUUGCAAUUGUACAUGGACCUACACGUUCUUGGGAACGUAAAACACUUAAGAACAUUAUGAAGGCAUGCAUAAUACUACAUAACAUGAUUGUUGAGGGCGAGCGAGAUGUUAAUGAAGUAGAAGACUACGACUAUGAACAAAUCGAUGAAAAUCCACAUGUAUCUGUUUCACAUGAGCAUACAACUGAACUUAUGGAAUUCAUUCGACGCCAUCAUCGCAUUAAAGAUAGAGAAACUCAUUCUCAACUAUAA